Messenger RNA from Nymphaea colorata (pocket water lily), 2853 nucleotides. RefSeq lists its product as uncharacterized. The transcript has 5 exons. The record is from RefSeq and is a predicted model, not a curated record. Lineage: Eukaryota; Viridiplantae; Streptophyta; Magnoliopsida; Nymphaeales; Nymphaeaceae. Bases 1818 to 2489 code for a protein of 223 amino acids.
GAACUGGAAUAUAUCUUAAUCUUAUCAAAUCUUUUAAUAAGAUCUUCUAGUUCUGGACUAGACGUAGGUUUUUCUAGUUCUUCUAGAAUCCUAUUGUAUUUUGUCUCAAGAUCCUCUUGUCUCUUAAUAACAUGGCAUAGUAUCCCAAUUAUUAGAUUAAAUAAUUUUGGAUACUCUUUAUCAGUUGCUCCUAAGCCAGAGUAGGCAGAGAAAGCUUCUCCAACAUUAAAACCAUCAGUUUUAAUCUUAAUGGCAAGUCCUUAGGGACAUGUAAAAGCACUUCAUGGUGUAAAACUUUCUUCCAUUUUGACUUGCCAGAAACCCGGGGCUGCACACGAGCUGAGUCGAGCUCAAGCUCGGGUCGACUCAUGUUUAGUCAACUCGAGCUCGACACGAGCUUCAUAACUUCAACUUGAACUCAACUCGAAAAACUGAAUUCGGGAGGAAAAAUGAACGACGGCCGUGGGUGAGGAAAGAGAAAAACGGGAGGGAAAAUGAAGAGAUUGAUUGAUUGAUGGGAAAGCGUAAUGAUGAAAGUAGGUGUAAUAAUGAGCGUAAAAGGGAGCGUGGCUGGGUGGGUAAAGAAAAGAAAAAAGGAUGAAGAGAGGGAAAAAAGAGGGAAAAUUAAAAAGGCAAAACAAAAAGUCGACAUUAAAGUCGGCUUGCGCGGGUGACGAGAGGGAAGAAAGAGGGAAAACUCAAAACUCAAAACAAAGUCAGAUUAAAGUUGAGCCGAGUCGAGUUUAGUUGAGUCGAGUUUGACCAACUCAAACUCGGCUCGUUAACAUACUCGAGUUUAUGUUUAAGCUCAAGCUCGACUCGUAUAAAGAACAAGUCGAGCUCGAGUCGAGUUUACUCGAGCGAGUUCGAGUCCAGCCCGAAUUAGCUCGACUUGUUGUCCAACCUUACAUAAACCACUUUUGCAAUCAAAUUUUGAAAAGUAUUUUUUAUCCUGGAUUCGCUGGAUCAAGGAGUCUUUGUUUGGAAUAUUAUACCCAUCAUCUCGGGUAUUAUCAUUCAACUUUUUAUAAUCGAUGACUAUUCUUGAUUUUACUCUCACCUGUUCGGAUGGUUUAUUUGCAAUAAAAGCUGCAGACCUAUCACUUUUAAGUUAAGCGAUCUCUUAUAUAGAUUGCCAUAUCUUUCUCUUCUUCUUCUAUUAACUCGGGCUCGACUUGUCAUGAAGCCAACUAUUGUUGUUUUUAUAAGUCGACAUAUGUUUCGUAAGCAGAAUAUAUGUACAACAUUUUGUUGUUUUGCCUUUUUAUCCAAUAAAAAUAGUCGCUUCAUGUGACUUGCGAAAGUAUUAAUUUUAUAAUUAAAAUUUAGACAAGCGAAAACCACCACCCUGCGGAACCCUCGUUCCCGUCCCCUUUCCUCAAUUUUCAGUCGCUCGCUUCUCACUGUCGAAGGUAGAAGUUGCCGGUCACCAUUCAUUCACCACGCCGUUCUCCAUUCGUUCACCUGUGAAGUCUCGUUCGGAGCACCGCUGCCUUGGCAUCUCUUAUCUGUCUCGAUUGAGGGCCAUCGGCUGGCAUACCUUGCCUUUCUCUCACUCUCUUUUUUCUGGUUUUCGUUCUCUUUAAUUAUCGUUUGUGAGCUCCCGGCUGGCAGCCUGCGCCUCUCUCUCCCUCUCUCUUUCUCUAUUGAGGGUCGCACGAAGAAGUAGGUGCAGCUGACGGAGGGGUAGAUUCGGCAGCUGUGCAUUGCCUCACAGGGGUAGAUUCGGCAGCUGUGCAUUGCCUCACAAGGAAUCAUCAUCAACUGCUAGAAUUCAAGGCGCCGACAAAGAUCUGCCCUGGCAGGCCAGUUCUACGAUGCAAUUUUCCUACCUAUCUGCUAUUUUCCUCCCAACCAGUUAUAUGGCAGCUCUGAGUAUUCUGCUUUGCCUUCAUCUGUGUUUUAUUUGCAGUGUAUCUUCUGAGCUUGGAACUACAUCUGAUAUGAAGGAACUGUGUGUUGGACUAGAAUUGCAUAAUGAAACUUUACCUCUACAAAUGGGUAGCCGCUAUUACAAGUUAAUUGGUUUGAAACCUCUACAUUGGUAUGAAGUGAAGAUAUCUUACCCUGCUUCUAUUCCAGCAAGUUUUUCCAUUGAGUUGAAGAGGGGGGACUUUGAACAAGAACGUGCUUUUAGUCUCAGAAGAUUGCUUAACACUGGGAAGCUGAUUUUCAGAUCUGGAGGUCACAGUUUGGAGAACAAUGAAGACACAAGUGAGGGUGCUUUAGUGUAUGUUCAGCCGGAAGGUGUUGUUGCAAAGCCACAUUUAAAGGAGAGAAAAUUUGUCAUGUUUAACAUUGGUAAGGAAUUUUCUCGUUCAUUUUAUACACGAUUAAUCAGCUACCCUACCUUAGGUACUGAAUUAUUUCCUAGGUAUGGUACAACACAAAUGGGUGCUAAAGGUAUAUUGUUACUGUCUCAGUCACUGCAACUGAUGGCUCGAUCUUUGGCUUUUGUCAUUUGGCUGCCCACUCGCUUGACCUCCUAAAUUUGUGAAGACCCUUUUUUCCAAUUGGCAAAGGGGAAUAGGCUGACCCUACCAGAUUAUGCCAAGAGAUACACUCAGGAAUUGAAUUGUUGACCUUCUUCAACUCGAAGGUCUUAAGCUCAUACUUCUCAUGUUGGCGACUUAAUGCAGACUGUUGAUCUAUAUUUAUUAUCCCAAUAAAAGCAUUAUAUGAGUUUGCAAUUAAUAAAUAUUGAUCAACAAAUUCAAUACAUACAAAGAGUUCAUCUUCUUCAAGUUACCUUUUUGUCUUGAAAGACGAAACAAAUGGUGGAUCUGGGUAAUUCCAAAUAAGUUCUUCUUCUUUUUUCUUUUUUUUUACUUACUAGUUUCAUUUUGUUCUCAA